Messenger RNA from Racocetra fulgida, 429 nucleotides. NCBI's taxonomy places the organism in Eukaryota, Fungi, Glomeromycota, Glomeromycetes, Diversisporales, Gigasporaceae. The record is from the annotation of a GenBank genome assembly.
GAACAAAUUGCAGAACUCAAGGAAGCUUUUGGACUAUUUGAUAAAGAUGGAGAUGGUUCUGUUACAAUUAAAGAACUUGGUGAUGUCAUGAGGUCUCUUGGUCAUAACCCCAAUGAAACUGAGUUGCGGGAUAUGAUUAAUGAAGUUGAUCUCGAUAAUAAUGGUACAAUUGACUUUAAUGAAUUCCUAAAUAUGAUGGCUCGCAAGGUGAAAGACUCUGAUGCCGAGGAAGAAAUUAAAGAAGCCUUCAAAGUUUUUGAUAAAGACGGCAACGGGCUCAUUUCUGCAGCUGAGUUGAAGACCGUAAUGAGCAGCAUUGGAGAAAAGCUUACAGAUGAAGAAAUUGAUGAAAUGAUCCAUGAAGCUGAUGUUGAUGGUGAUGGACAAAUCAAUUAUGAAGAAUUCGUCAAGAUGAUGAAAACCAAAUAA